CCUGGACCAACAACGCGUGUGCCUCUACGGAGUACUAACUGAUUACUUGCCUUACGGAGUACUUGCCUUCCAUCCACAUCCACGUCCACAUCUACGACUAAACUACGCCCUGAGUGCUGACGUCUCCCAUUACCAGCCAUGUUAGAUCUUCACGGUGGCCUUUCUCAAUUUGCCCCUUCAAUCACGUUCCUGGUCUCGACGGUUCGACCCGCCUUCUUUUCAGAGUCGUGACAAAACUCUUUGCUGGUGGAUCUGACGGGGCACACGGCCUCGGGGCUCACGGCCUCAGGGCACAAGGUCCCGGUCAGCUCGUAUGUUUUACACGGUGGUGGCCGACUCUUGUCGUCAUGGAUUACUUAGGUAUAUAACAUGGGCUUCAGCUGUCAAAAGCGUUUGGGUUUCUGCCUAUUCCUGCGGUUGAAUCCAACAAGUCAAAGUAAUCCAGGUAACCAGGUUCUUUAUCACCUAGGUUAUCUAUCUCAUCAGACCAUUUCUUUCCAAACCCUGUUACUCUCUUUCUAUCCACCCUCGUUCAGACAUCCAUCAUGCAUACUUUCCUUGUCGCGGCGACGUUGGCUCUCGCCAGUACAGUCGUCGCCUUCCCUGGGAGAUGGGCGGAAUGGGGCAACUAUGGAGGUGGAUUGAAUGCCACUGGCGUUCAAUACCUCAUCACUGGAUAUACAUAUCUGCUGGAAUAUCCUACAGGUCCAAACUUCAAUGCGACUGCCAAUGCCAUCUUGUCCGACAAGUUCUUUGUCUCGUCUGACUCAAUCAACACGUUGUCUGGACGUCCGCUCGGUGUACCAGCAUAUCCCAGCAAACAAGCAUUCAUACUCGGUCAGGCACAGACGCCGGCACUGCCAGGUCUUCAGACUUUGGGCUACUUCUACAGCUCGGACCAAAUCGCAUGGCGGUGGAAUGUCACCCAAUUCGGAACUCGACAGAAUGAGAUCAAAGGUAUCAUUACCUUUGACGUCAAUCCGCAGAGUCUGCAGAUCGAUGCCGUCUAUUCCGAGUUCAACACAAUCGCAUUCAAGGAAAAUAUCCCCCAAUAAUGAACCAGAUCAGAUGCUUAGGAGUUUGUGAUGUGUUUAAUUGACGGUCUUUCUUUUGUUGGUGUACGGGACGCAUAAAAUUUGGGUUUUAAGGAUGUACACAUUGAUGCGCAAUGAUGGUGCAAUAGGGCAUGGGAGUUUGUUGGCCAAAUUCGCAUUGGUAUUUCGUAACGAUCCGGUGGAAUAGUGGAUGAUUUCCUGGUACAUCGCAUGCCUUUGCAAUUAUAGUUCCGUGUCCGUAGACUUAUAUUUCUUU
Exophiala mesophila is the source of this 1311-nucleotide messenger RNA. RefSeq lists its product as uncharacterized. The transcript is spliced from 2 exons. Bases 546 to 1055 code for a protein of 169 amino acids. NCBI's taxonomy places the organism in Eukaryota, Fungi, Ascomycota, Eurotiomycetes, Chaetothyriales, Herpotrichiellaceae. The record is from RefSeq and is a predicted model, not a curated record.